AUGACCGAGGCUCCAAAGUACAGUCUGGACAGCCAACCUACAUGGUUGCCUGCAGGGUGGGAUAUGGAGAAAGCCAUGGAUAUGACGCCUGAUGAAUGGGAUAAUCUUAGCAAGAGUCAACAAGAUGUCCUCCGUGCCGGGUUUGAGGCGCAUUGCGGAACAGAAUUCCAAUUUGAAGUGUUCAAGGACAUGUCUGAACGAUCGCAAAUUAAGGCUGAUACGUAUGUCUCGCAGGCACCUAUCACACGACCAAACUUCAUGCAAACUUUGGAACGAUACUAUGCCUCUGGAGAUUGGGGCUUUGUGUUUUACCGCACUACAUAUGCGCAAGAUGAGGAGCAAUGGUCACUUGUUCAAACAAAAAUGAGCAAGAUGAUUGAACGAAACUUUGACUAUAACAGCGUGGUCGACGGCGUCAACGAAGCGAGGCAGAGGUGGAAACUCCAUUGGAUCGAGAACCCCCAGAAAUUCGACGGGAUGGCACCGCAUGAUGUGGCCACCCAUUACCGGAGUGUCGUAAAGACACUACCGCGAAAUUAUCAGCACUCCAUAUGCUUUGUAGUUGACGAAGCAUCGGCACGCUCAAUUUUGCUUGCAGACGCAAGUCGAACGGAGAUACGACCCCUCCUCGGUGACAUUGUACCAUUCGUCAUUGCCAUUGACCGGUUCCUCGGCUGGGAGAACCCUGAUGCCGAAAAGUACGAAGAUGAAGAAGACCUAGGAAAUUGGCGUGGUCCAUUCCGCGCUCAUCCCGGGUCGAUCGUUGAAGAUAUCUUUGACAUUGUGGGAUCGCAGUUGAUGGAGACGCACGAGUUUGCAUACAGCGUUCGAGGGACGAAUAACGUGUGGUGGAAUUCGUGCGCUGGUGUCUGGACGGUUGAUGGUGAAGGACGGUAUGCGGAACGGCUAUUUGAGAGUGCAGCCUUGCUGAGGGCCGAAUAUAGGCAGAAGAAAAGGAGGGAAGAAUCCUCAUAG
Messenger RNA from Talaromyces atroroseus, 975 nucleotides. RefSeq lists its product as hypothetical. The record is from RefSeq and is a predicted model, not a curated record. Bases 1 to 975 code for a protein of 324 amino acids. NCBI's taxonomy places the organism in Eukaryota, Fungi, Ascomycota, Eurotiomycetes, Eurotiales, Trichocomaceae. The transcript has 3 exons.